AUUUUUUUUGUAAAAAAAAACUUUUCUUCCACACUCAAGAUGCUUCGUUCAACAUCUCGCUUGUUUGCUGCCAAGCAUGCUUUCUCACCCAUGCGUGCUUUGUCUACUAGCGCACCUCGUUUCUCUGACACAGUGACCAUUACUUUACCCGAAUCCUCCUUUGAAAUGUACAAUGCUGAAAAGCCCAACUUGGAAGUCGAAGUUAGCAAGGAUUUAUUGAUGGACAUGUACAAGAAGAUGACUAUGAUGAGACGUAUGGAAAUGGCCGCUGAUGCUCUUUACAAAGCAAAGAAGAUUCGUGGUUUCUGCCAUUUAUGUAACGGCCAGGAAGCUGUUUCUGUAGGUAUGGAAGCUGCUAUUACCAAGAACGAUCAUGUGAUUACUGCCUACAGAUGUCACGGUUUCACCUAUCUCCGUGGUGCUUCUGUUGAAAGCAUCUUGGCUGAAUUGAUGGGUCGCCACACUGGUGUCUCCAAGGGCAAGGGUGGCUCUAUGCACAUGUUUGCUACCUCCUUCUAUGGUGGUAACGGUAUUGUCGGUGCUCAGGUUCCCCUUGGUGCUGGUGUUGCCUUUUCUCAAAAGUAUCUCAAUAACCCCUCCGUCACCUUUGCUCUCUACGGUGAUGGUGCUGCCAACCAAGGCCAAGUAUUUGAAGCUUUCAACAUGGCCAAGUUAUGGGAUCUUCCUUGUGUCUUUAUGUGCGAGAAUAACAAGUAUGGUAUGGGAACUGCUGCCAGCCGUUCAUCUGCCUCUACUGACUACUAUAAGCGUGGUGACUACAUCCCUGGUAUCAAGGUCAAUGGUAUGGACGUCCUCUCUGUCUACAGAGCCUGUCAAUGGGCCAAGGAAUGGACUACCUCUGGUAAGGGUCCUCUUGUGAUGGAAAUGGCUACUUACAGAUACGGUGGUCACUCCAUGUCUGAUCCCGGUACCACCUACCGUACUCGUGAAGAAAUCCAACAUAUGCGUUCUAGCUCUGACCCCAUCACUGGUUUGAAGAAUGUCUUGGUCGAACACGGUUUGGCCACUGAAGAAGAACUCAAGGCUAUUGAUAAAGAAUGCCGCAAGGAUGUAGCUGAAGCUACCAAGAAAGCUGAAUCUGCACCUGAGCCUCCUAUCUCUGACUUCCAUCUUCACAUCUAUCAACCUGGCUCCGAACCUCCUGUCGUCCGCGGUCGUGAGCCUAAUGAAGUCUAUCGUUACUAAGUUAUAUUUUUUGUGUUUAGAUAAAACAAAACACGCAUACAUACACACACAUUUUAAUAAUAUUGUAAAAAUCCAUUGUUUUUCUUUUACUUUUUUUAUUUUUUUCUUUAUGGCUUUAUAAAUGCACAUUAAUCAUAAAAAGAAUUACCAAUUGAUCAUCAG
This is a messenger RNA of Rhizopus microsporus ATCC 52813, 1368 nucleotides long. RefSeq lists its product as uncharacterized. Lineage: Eukaryota; Fungi; Mucoromycota; Mucoromycetes; Mucorales; Rhizopodaceae. Gene Ontology annotation, cellular component: intracellular membrane-bounded organelle. Gene Ontology annotation, biological process: pyruvate decarboxylation to acetyl-CoA. Bases 40 to 1206 code for a protein of 388 amino acids. The transcript has 4 exons. Gene Ontology annotation, molecular function: pyruvate dehydrogenase (acetyl-transferring) activity. The record is from RefSeq and is a predicted model, not a curated record.